AUGGAUUUCUACACUGCGCUCACCUUGGUUCGCAAACAGGUGUCGUUCAGGUUAGUCAAGUGGUUCUGCCCCUCGUUGGGAGUGCUUAAACUAAAUGCUGAUGGUUGCUCAAGGGGCAAUCCAGGGAGGGCAGGGGGUGGUGGAGUCCUACGGGAUGAUGGCGGAAAUUUCCUGUUGGCAUUCUCCUCAUUCUUUGGGAGUAGAACCAGUAUGCAAGCGAAAGUCCGUGCCCUUGUUUUGGGGAAGUUCUGCAGCUCCGUAGGCUCUCGUCAACUUUUGUUGAAAUCUCUCAUUGCUAUCGAGAAGGUAACCAAGUUGCGGAUUGUUCAUCGAAUGUUGGAUGCGACGAAGGUAGUGACAGAACCUAUUUUCAGCUCUCGGAACUUCCUCUACAUGUCCGAGGGGCCUUUAGAUUGGAUAAGAUAG
Coffea arabica (coffee) is the source of this 426-nucleotide messenger RNA. The record is from RefSeq and is a predicted model, not a curated record. NCBI's taxonomy places the organism in Eukaryota, Viridiplantae, Streptophyta, Magnoliopsida, Gentianales, Rubiaceae.